AUGUCGGGGUGUGUCUCUUUCAACAUUAACUAUAAUGAAACGUGUGAAAUUAACACUACACCGUUAGACUUUCACAAUAGUAACAUAAUAAAAGACUCUUUAUGGAGUAUUUUUGAAAAGGGACACUGUGGACUUGGAAGAAACACAACAACAUCUUGCCUUUUAUUGCUUUAUGAAGAAGCAUGGCAUGGCGGUAGAGAUAUUUGUCUCAGCGGACAUGGAGAUUUAGUGAAGAUUGCCAGCGAAUCUGACAACCACGAGAUAUCAGUGAUGUUGUCAGAUAUGUUCCCCGGAACAUUAGUUCUGGUGUGGAUUGGGUUAAAUAAAGUGAGUUCAGAAGAAUUCAUUUGGCCAGAUAUGACACCACUGAGUUUUAAUAAAUUCGGUAAUGGACAACCUGAUACAGCUAGAAAUUGUGUUCUUCUGACUGGUUCCAAUCUUAACAGCUACUACUGGGUGACGAGGAGCUGCUCUGAAACAUGGACAUAUAUUUGUGAAAGGAGAAACAAAUGA
Ruditapes philippinarum (Manila clam) is the source of this 513-nucleotide messenger RNA. RefSeq names its product macrophage mannose receptor 1-like. Bases 1 to 513 code for a protein of 170 amino acids. NCBI's taxonomy places the organism in Eukaryota, Metazoa, Mollusca, Bivalvia, Venerida, Veneridae. The record is from RefSeq and is a predicted model, not a curated record. The transcript has a single exon. Gene Ontology annotation, molecular function: signaling receptor activity.